CGCCUCCGCCCCAAAUCUCCAAACGCUUGGCGCUCGCUUCGCCUUCGUGCGCCUAUUCCCCUCCCCAUCGCCGCCGGCGAUCGCCGGGAUCCUCCCCCGAGCGUAGGAGAUCUCUCUACGCCACCUUGCCGCUUCUCCUGCGCUUUCCUUCGCCUCUGGCUCACUUUUUUCGCGCUCUUCUAGUCGCGGAAUUUGGCAUGUGACAAGUGGGAUUGCGCGGGGGAAGGAGGCGCCCGCCGGCGAACAGUCCUGCCGGCGGAGACGCCUGCGGCGCCAGAGGGCCACCGAUUGACACCGAGAUUUCCUCAACACCCCCUGAUUUUUCCGGCAUUUUUUGAGGGCUCGGCGUCCUCCAGGAAUUCGGCUAUUGCAGGUUGCUAUCACAAAAUGGUCUGCAUGGCCGGACAUUUUAAAAUGGCUUCUGUGCUAAAGCUAAUGAUGGAAAAUCAUGCCACACCUGAUGAGGUGAUUAAUGAGAAGAGUGCUUCACAUAUCCUACACAAGCAGCUUCUUAGCGCACAUGAACCAAAUUUGCUUGAUGAAGAUGUUAUGUGCAGAUAUGCAUAUAUUCGGAUCAAAACCUAUGGCUGAUCCAUUGGACCUGGUCCGCUGUGAUACAUGCCAGAAGCCUGUUAAGGCCAGCCAUUAUGCACCUCAUGCAGAGCGAUGUAGCUCAGGGAAGGUGAACCCAAACGAUUCAAUGGGUGUAGAAGACGAUGUUCAUCCUAUGAAGCCUCCAAAGAAGGGCAGGAAAAUAAAGCUGACAAGCAAUGGAAAUCAAAAGGUACAUAUAAAAGUGAAAUUAAAAUCUCAGCCCGAAAAUAAGAACAUCGUCAAUGACUUUGAGUUGACCAAUGGGAAUGAGAGCAAACCUUUAAAUUCUAUUGCUGAUCAAAGGUUCAAAACAUCUGCCACCAAUGCUCCUGAAAGUCGUUUUAGAGAUGUGCCAGCUCCUCUUGCUACAAAAAUGUAUCAUUCACGGGGAAACUACCAGCUUCGAUUGGAGCUUGCUCAGCUUUACCGUGAAUCAUGCGCGGAGCAUUCACACAGCUACGCAAGUAGUACAACUCCAAACUCGUCACAGAAUAAUGGGUUGGUACCAUGUGAUAAUUCAACAUUACAUGGUUCUGAUGAUUUGGCAUUACAUGGUUCUGAAUAUUCAGUAUUACAUGCUGCUCGGAAGAGCAGCAUUCCCAAAAAAAAGCUUCUAGAUCAGCUGCCUGCAAGCACAUCAGGGUUGUGCUCAGGAAUCUCUCCACAAUUAUCAUCAAGCGGGCCAAGUCGUCUGCAGGCAACAAAAGCUCAGAGAGCAGACACUCCAGUAUCUGGAGUUAGAAAUGAAUUGGGAAGAAGCAGGUGCAACAAAGUGGCAGUUCCUUCUUCAAAAACCACAGGCAAAAAGAAGACGCAGAAGCAAUCUAACGCGCUACCUGCAAUCUAAGCCUCAGUAGAGUAGCCCAUUGAUUGGUUGUUCAUUGGUAUAGCCGCUUCAUUGGUGAAAGUAAUAGAGUAUCUCAUUUUGUUCAUUUAAUAUGAAAUUUAUUCUAGUCGGAAUGACUUCGGGACCGGACGAUCUGAAUACAAGGUCAUUUUGGCUCAUUGACUCUUGGUAGAAGCUAACCACAACCCUUUCCGGCCCUGGUAAUGGAACUAAGUGUAGAUAACGUAUCCGCGAAGUCCUUAUGUUUAUGUGCUCCCCUUGUUAUAAAUGACAUGAUGAAUGUUCUCCAAACCAGCAGUAGCAUUUGUUGCUUUUUUUAUUAGAAUAUUAUUGGUUGCUUUCA
Molecule: messenger RNA, 1784 nt
Organism: Triticum aestivum (bread wheat)
Lineage: Eukaryota; Viridiplantae; Streptophyta; Magnoliopsida; Poales; Poaceae
Exons: 13
Coding region: 473-1441 (322 amino acids)
Cellular component (GO): SAGA complex
Source: RefSeq, a predicted model, not a curated record